This is a messenger RNA of Caenorhabditis sp. 36 PRJEB53466, 293 nucleotides long. The record is from the annotation of a GenBank genome assembly. Lineage: Eukaryota; Metazoa; Nematoda; Chromadorea; Rhabditida; Rhabditidae.
AUGUCCGGACUUGUGCUUAUCCUGAUCGUCGCGGUUUCUCAGGCCGCCUUGUUCCUCAACGACGAGAACAAGAUGAUCCAACCCACCGACACUUUCGGAAAUUUUGUCAUUGUCCCGUCUGAGUGAGACUCCAGACGUCCAUGCCUCUCAAACCAGUCUGAAAUUGCAGAUUGGACAAGUUGAAGAGGUCGUUCGGCCGCAACUGCAUGUUCACCAUCACCGGCUGCUUCACCACCUCGCAAGCCGAACGCUACCGCAAGUACAUGGAAAACGUCCGCUUCAUCCCAAAGUGA